GCCGAAGAAGACCCGGCGGCUGCUUUCCUGGCCCAACAAGAGAGCGAGAUCGCAGGCAUAGAGAAUGACGAGGGCUUCGGUGCACCUGCCCGCAGCCAGGUGGCCUCCGCGCAGCCGGGACCCGCCAGUGGGGCUGGUUCUGAGGAUAUGGGGACUACAGUCAAUGGAGAUGUGUUUCAGGAGGCUAACGGGCCUGCUGACAGCUACGCUGCAAUCGCCCAGGCUGACAGGCUGACUCAGGAGCCUGAGAGCAUCCGCAAAUGGAGAGAGGAGCAGAAGAAACGACUGCAGGAGUUGGAUGCUGCAUCUAAAGUGACAGAACAGGAGUGGCGGGAGAAGGCCAAAAAGGACCUGGAGGAGUGGAACCAACGCCAGAGUGAACAAGUUGAGAAGAACAAGAUCAACAAUCGGAUCGCUGACAAAGCAUUCUACCAGCAGCCAGAUGCUGAUAUCAUCGGCUACGUGGCAUCAGAGGAGGCUUUCGUGAAGGAAUCCAAGGAGGACACCCCAGGCACAGAAUGGGAAAAGGUGGCCCAGCUGUGUGACUUCAACCCCAAGAGCAGCAAGCAGUGCAAAGACGUGUCCCGGCUGCGCUCGGUGCUCAUGUCGCUGAAGCAGACACCGCUGUCCCGCUAGAUGCCUGCCAUAAGCAUGGCCUCAGAGCAUGGGUCGUGCCAGGGCAGAGGAGGAUCAGCUGCCAAGGCCAGGGUGGAAAGUGGAAACCCUCUGGCAGCUGCUACACAGUCUAUUCUGUUCCUGUCCAUCUCCUAGGGUGGGACGGGGGGAUCCUCACCUCUCCCGCUCCUCACUCCCUCCUGGCCCUGUGGUCCAGCCCCUCAUGCCUUCUCUUGGUCCACUCAGUUGUGACUCUCCCUCCUGAUGUAUUUUUUUUUUCUUGGCUUAAAGGGUGUGUUGUUAA
This is a messenger RNA of Fukomys damarensis (Damara mole-rat), 919 nucleotides long. It is a transcript of the gene Cltb, whose product is annotated as clathrin light chain B. The record is from RefSeq and is a predicted model, not a curated record. The transcript is spliced from 6 exons. Gene Ontology annotation, molecular function: structural molecule activity; clathrin heavy chain binding. Gene Ontology annotation, cellular component: postsynaptic endocytic zone cytoplasmic component; plasma membrane; clathrin coat of trans-Golgi network vesicle. The annotation marks the transcript as partial. Lineage: Eukaryota; Metazoa; Chordata; Mammalia; Rodentia; Bathyergidae. Gene Ontology annotation, biological process: clathrin coat assembly; clathrin-dependent endocytosis; intracellular protein transport.